AUGGCAUCCGCCUCCGACCUCAUUAGCCGCAUCGAUUCUUCCCUAGGUGAUCUGCAGGGCAUGGUGAAAGCAAUGGCUACGAACAUUUACUUUAGAUUCCGAUCUCAACUUCAUCAUAUUUGCGCUGACAAAUUGGAAAAGUGGUUUCACAUCGUACGCACCUUCUUUUCUGAUGCAGAUGAUCACGGCCAGUUUGACGACGUUGAUGAUUUGGAUAUAGAUUUUCAAUCUUUGGGGGAACAAAUUAGUCAUUUUUUGGAGUGGGACGUUAACGUCAAAACUCUUGAAGAACUCAUGAAAGCCUUAGAAGAGCAGAUCCUGUUCCUGGAAAACCUCCGACUCUUUGCCUUUAAGUCAGCUGAGCCCGAGUCUAACACAGCUGAUGAAGAUUUCUUGAUUCAUCUUGGAGCUGUUUCUGUCAAUGUUGCUUUUCUCAAUCUCAGGUGUCAAUCUGAAAACAUCCCUGAAAAGAGUUUUUCCGAACAGGUGCUCUUGUUCGUUUCCCAGUUGGUAGAAUACAUCAAACCAAUCCAUCCUCGGGUCUAUAAUGCUUCCCCUGCGAUCUUGAGAAGCUCAAAGUCUAAUCUCUCGGAGAUGCUACUACUUCUGGAAUCUGAAGAUGUGGUCUCUGGAAAUGAUCAACUCCGGGGUGUGGUCUCUUCUAUGAAAGAUCAACUCCAAGAGCUUUAUCAAGGCCUUGGAUCCUUAACAACCAUUCUCUCCCACAAGCCAACAAACGACUUUGAUUUGAAUGCUAAAGACCGCUUCUUUGAUGUUGUAUGCGAUGCCGGAAUCUUGAUUUGUUCCUUGUACCAGACACAGAUUCAACUAGGUUUCUUUGAUGUUGUAUGCGAUGCCGGAAUCUUGAUUUGUUCCUUGUACCAGACACAGAUUCAAAUAGGUCACGAUCUCCGGCAUUUGUUGGAAGCAAUCAGGCGUAUUAUUGCAGAGUUUGGGAAGAAAGCUGCAUCAGGGCUGGAUUUUGAGGUCCAAAAACUAGAAGCCAAAAUGAAGGGAGUAACCAUGGCUCAUCAUCAUCAUCAUGUGCCGUCUCAAAGAACUCUCUCAUCUGAUAAUGAGGUUGUUGGUUAUGUUGAAGAGGCAGAAUUAAUUAAAAAUCAGCUGACGGGAGGAUCAAAGCAAGUACGCAUUGUAUCCAUUGUGGGUAUGCCAGGACAAGGUAAAACUACUCUGGCUGGAAGAGUUUACAAUGAUCCUUCUAUUUUGCUACAUUUCUCCGCGCGUGCAUGGACAUCUGUGUCACAAGUAGUGGACAAAAGUAGAGUCCUCCUUGACCUCUUAGGUCAAAUUGAUCCCGAUAAAUGUUCUGGGAUCAUUUUUUAUCACGAUUUAGUGCAGAAGGUGUGGCGCAGUUUAAAAGGAAAGAAAUAUCUCAUCUUUUUGGAUGACAUAUGGGAAGCUGAAGCAUGGAGUAGCUUGAAAGAAGCGUUCCCGGAGGAUCAUACAGCAAGCAGAAUUAUGUUCACAAGCCGUCACCAUGAUGUUGCUCCCAGUGAAGAAGCUCAUGAACUUCGAGCUUUCAGUGAAGAAGAGAGCAUGGAUUUACUACAGAGAAAGUUGUUUGGGGGAAGUAGUUGGCCCGAUGAAUUAGUUAAUCUUGGGAGGAAAAUUGCUCAAAUUUGCAAGGGAUUACCUCUAACAAUUCUUAUUGUAGCUGGCAUUCUAGCAACCGUGAAGCCAAAUGGUUGGAAGAAGAUUCUGCGUGGUUUAGGAUCAGGUACUGUCUCCAGUACAGAACAAUGCAGGAACACACUAGAGCUGAGCUACAGCCAUUUACCGGAGCAUUUAAGGCCCUGCCUUCUCUACUUGGCGACAUUUCCAGAAGAUAAAGAGGUUUCUGUCAAGAGAUUAUUUCAACUAUGGAUAGCCGAAGGAUUGGUUCAGAAAGAUGAGACGGAACAUUUUGAAGAUGUUGCUGAAGAAUACUUGAAACAUUUGGUUGGUAGAAGUUUAAUUUCAGUUGCCAAACAAAAGUCCACCGGUGGAGUGAAAGCCUGCCGCAUCCAUGACUUGCUUCAUGAAUUUUGCUUGCAUAAAGCAAAAGAUGAAUGGUUUUUCUCUAUUCUACCAGACAUGGGUAAGGUUUUGGAAUUUCAUGCGCCAGACUGCCUUCGGAGGUUAUGCAUUAACUCUGAUCCGAAACACCUCAGAAUGUCCAAUACAUCCUUACAAUCUGCGCGUUCUCUAAAUUUCAACUAUUAUGUACAACGGGUGCUGCCAAAUUUAACCUUCAUGUUUCACAUGUGCAAACUUCUCAAAGUUUUGGAUUUGAAGCAACUCAAUUUAGGUCUUGUAUUUCCGAGUGAAAUAGGACUGCUAGUGCAGUUGUCCUUCCUGGCAAUUCGAGGCUGUAUGCCGGACAUCCCAUUAUCAAUAGGUAAGCUCUCUAAUCUGGAAACAUUUAUUCUAAAUCAUUUAGCAGAGAACAAGACUGUUUCAUUGCCAGAUAGUUUUUGGAAUCUCCAGAAGUUGAGGUAUUUUUACAUGACUUGUCAAGGUGGUGUUUUCCCCAUGGAGAAUACUGCCAACUCAUCAGAUUUAUGUGAGUUAGAUUGGCUUUCUGGUAUAGCUAUUCCUUGUCAUCCACACGACAUGGAACGGUUACUACUGAAGUUUCCAAAUAUCCGGAAGUUAAAAUGCACCCUUUUGAAAUCUCCAAACAUGCUAAUAAAUCAUGUCAAGAUUGUAGUUCCGCAGAUUUUGUGCCUGCUAGAAUCAGUUAGUUUAUCUCUGUCCUAUGAUGGAGUAACUCACAGUGAGUUUAGUUUGCCUGCAAAUCUCAAGAAACUCACGCUGUCAAACUUUCCGUUGUCUAGUAGCAGUCUAUCAACCUUUUCUAGCUUGUCAAAUCUAGAAGUCCUCAAAUUUGAAGAUGUGCACUUCAAAGGAAACACAUGGGAAAUGGAAGAAGCAGAAUUUUCCAAGCUUAGAAUCUUGCAAUUGUCAUCCUGGUGUCUAUUGUCGUGGACUGCUUCUGACGAUCAAUUUGACCGUCUUGAGAAGCUGGUGUUGGUGAGAUGUGGAAGUUUGAAAGAGGUGCCUUCUUGUCUAGACUAUAUUCCAACGCUUGAAGUGAUCGAGCUCAGGUAUUGUUCAAAGAAAGUAAUGGAAUUAGUGGGAAACAUUAAGGAAGCACAAGAGAACUACAGAAAUUCAGAGCUGAAGAUCAUUAAUGUCAAAUUAGGCUGAUUUUGUUGCAUCUAUUUAGGCUGGAUGUUGAACAAGUGAUGAUGGCGACCGUGGUUCCUUACUGGUACUCUUUCAGUAUCAAUCAUUGAAUGCUUUCUUUUCUUUUUUUUUUCCUUGUACUCUUUGGAGUCAUUAGUUUUGAUGUAUUCAG
Molecule: messenger RNA, 3361 nt
Organism: Oldenlandia corymbosa var. corymbosa
Lineage: Eukaryota; Viridiplantae; Streptophyta; Magnoliopsida; Gentianales; Rubiaceae
Source: the annotation of a GenBank genome assembly